CACUUGGCUUCCUGGAAACCAUGUUGCCAUUUCUCUGUGUCAGAAGACUCUAAUUGUGUAAAAAUAUGAACCUUGAUGACUAAACCAUUUUUCAAACACCACUUCAUUCUAAAACUUUUGCAAGCUUUCUUUGAAGAGGCACUAUCAUCAUAAUAUAUGGUCCAAUAGUGUGAAGAACAAUCUUUGUUUCACUUGAAUUAAACUCCAUGCCGAUUCCGUGCUGCAAAUCUCCAGUCGCUCAAAGAUGAUGUUAGAAGGAGCAGCCUCUUGCUAUCUUAACAAUGGAAGGUCAGUCUUGUGCUAACACAGAGAUUAUCCAGCAAGAACCCUCCGGAUCAAGUCCUCCACCCUUCCUUAACUUGCUGAAAAUACAUCGAGAACUUUUAGUCAGCAAAAUCCGAAACACCCAGUGUUUGAUUGACAACUUGAUUAAAAAUGAAUACUUCUCUACUGAAGAUGCAGAGAUUGCUGCACAGUUUCCUACUCAAGCCGACAAGGUUCGUAAAAUUCUGGAUCUUGUUCAAAGCAAAGGAGAAGAAGUUUCAGAAUAUUUCAUCUACAUCCUGCAAGAGGUCUUUGAUGCGUAUUAUGAACUACAGCCUUGGUUGGAUGAAAUAGAAUUCCACCCUUCACAGAAUAUUCAAAAUAAACCUGUUGUAAAUACAGAUCCAGUCAGCAGGUACCGUCAGAAACUCAAAUAUGAAUUGGCAAGAGACACAAAGUUUGUUAUGUCGUAUGCUCAGAAGGAGGAAAUGCUGCUGGAGGAAACCUAUGCUGCUAGUCUUAUCGAGCUGGUCAGUUAUACCAAUGAGAGCCUAGGCAAGGUGAGCUGCCUAGAAGAUCUGUUUGAUGACAGAAUUGGGUUAAUUAACGAAGAUGGAGAGACAAUCUACAUCUUUGGUGAUGCAGGUAUUGGAAAAUCCAUUUUGCUCCAAAAGAUGCAAAAUCUUUGGGCCAGAGGAGAAUUGGAUGUAGGUGCCAAAUUUUUCUUCCGGUUCAGGUGCAGGAUGUUUAGCUGUUUUAAAGAGAAUGAAGCCAUCUGUUUGAAGGAUCUCCUGUUCAAAUACAACUGUUACCCAGACCAGGACCCCGAGGAGGUAUUCAACCACAUCCUAUACUUCCCUCAUACAGCCCUCUUCACAUUUGAUGGUUUUGAUGAGAUCAAUUCCGACUUUGACCUGAGCAGCAUCCCUGAGAUCUGCUCACCCAAUGAACCUACCCACCCUCUUGCCCUGUUGGUGAAUCUUCUCAGUGGAAAGGUUCUUAAGGGAUCAAGGAAAGUUCUGACAGCAAGGACAGGAACUGAGAUCCAUCAAAAUAUCAUUAGGAAGAAAGUACUGCUCCGAGGGUUUUCCACCAGUAACCUGAAGGAAUACACUGAGAAAUUCUUCAGAGACGAGGAGUGUCGGGUAUUGAUGUCGAACCAGCUGGAAGCAAACCCCAGUCUCUGCAGUUUGUGUUCAGUGCCUUUGUUUUGUUGGAUUAUCUUUAAAUGCUUUGAACUCUUCCGUUCCAUGUUUGACAGUCAUGAGCUUCCAAACUACUCAGUUACACUCACCAAUGUAUUUUUGCUCAUGACUGAAGUUUACUUGAACCGAACUCUGAAAACAAAUUUGCUGAAGAAGAACACCAGAAGCCAAGUGGAGACAUUCAGGUCAAAAAAGGAAACUCUGUUCUCUUUGGGUAAAAUAGCACACAUGGGGAUGGAGAAGUCUCUCUUUAUCUUUGACCAGGAGGAAGUCACAUCCUUGAACAUGUCAGAGCAGGAUUUGCACCUGGGAUUCCUCAGGACGGUUCAUGACUGUGGUGGCUUUGGAGACCAGUCCUCCUAUGAGUUCUUGCACUUGACCCUGCAGUCUUUUUUCACAGCUUUGUUCCUAGUUACUGAAGAGAAAUUGAGUACAAAGGAGUUACUGAAGUUUUUCGCAGAGUGCUCUUCCACUGAGACUGCCCAGUCUACUUGUCUCCCUAUUUCCUGGUUGCGCAAACUCUCUAUAGGAGAAGAUCCUUUCCGAAAUAAAGAACAUUUUCACUUCACCAAUCUUUUCCUCUGUGGUCUGCUUUCCAAAGACAAGGAGAAGCUCAUCAGACAUUUAGUUUCGCCUGCAGCCAUUAAGAGGAAAAGAAAUGCGCUCAUCACAUAUCUCUUAGAAAGCAUGAAAUUUCAAUUGCAGAGCCUGAUGCGGGCAAGACAUAAGGGUUAUAAACAGAUUCAGGUCAUGCCCAAUUUUGUUUGGAUGCUGAGAUGCAUUUAUGAGACUCAAAGUGAAAAACUAGCCAAGCUGACUGUCAGGGGCAUGAGGGCCAACUGCAUCAAACUCACCUAUUGCAAUGCCUAUUCGUCGGACUGCAGCGCCAUAUCCUUUGUGAUGCAGCACUUUCAGAAGCAUCUGGGUCUGGAUCUAGACAACAAUAAUAUCAAUGACUAUGGAGUAAAACAGCUUCUACCUUGUUUUAACAAGCUUGCGGUGAUCAGGCUGAGUGUUAAUCAGAUCACAGAUCAUGGAGUAAGAGUACUAUACGAUGAGCUCUCCAAGUACAAAAUUGUGACUUACCUGGGCUUGUACAACAACCAAAUUACUGAUGUGGGAGCGAAAUACGUUGCAAGACUCAUUGAAGAAUGUUCAAGCCUCACAUAUGUUAACAGAAUAGGAGCAAACAAGAUAACCACGGAAGGAGGGAAAUGUCUUGCCCUUGCUAUCCAGAAGAGCAAAACGAUGUAUGACAUUGGGAUGUGGGGUAACCAGGUGGGAGAUGAAGGAGCAAAGGCAUUUGCAGAAGCGCUGAGGAAUCACCCCUCCUUAACAAAUGUGAGUCUUGCAUUCAAUGGCAUCACGCCAGAGGGAGGCAAAAGCAUUGCCGAAGCUUUGAAGCACAACAACACCGUGAAAAUAUUUUGGUUGACUAAAAAUGCGAUAGAUGACGAAGCUGCAGCGAGUUUUGCAGAGAUGCUGAGAGUCAACAAGAAGCUAGCGCAUUUAUGGCUUAUCCAGAAUCAGAUUACAGCCAAAGGGGCCAAAUACCUCAGCGAAGGUCUCCAGGAGAACACAACCAUUAAAGAAAUCUGCUUAAAUGGGAACCCAAUCAACCAAGAAGAGGCCAAAGCCUUUGCAGAGGAAGAGCGGAUUAUUUGCUUUUGAGUGUGUUCUUUCCAGUUUGGACAAGCUGAGUAUUACAAGUACUGUUCCAGCACUUGGAGACAGCAGGCUUACCAAGGCAUCCAUCUGCACUGGGGACAUCAGAGCAUGUAAAAGAGUCUGAUUAACUGGCUUUUUAAGAACACUCUGCCCUUCCCCCACCAGCAAGGUGCCUGUGUUGUUACUCCACACUUUUGCAGAGUGGGACAGUGCCUUAGAGAACUAUGUCAAAUUGACUAAGCACCCUAUAAAAGUGCUAUGUCCGUGUAAUCAAACCAAACCCCUGGCAGCUCUAUGUACUUUGAUACAUGGAUAUAGAUGUAUUAUGUAAAUAAGUCUCUUUAUAGCUUAUUUAUAUGCACAAUUAAGGGUGCAAGAGCCACAAGCUCACAGCCAUAUUCCCCAGUGGACUGAGAAAAAGCUUGUGAGCAUUGGGAGAUCCUGAGUAGAACUGUAAGCCAUCCAUGCCUGGCAUUUUCUGCUGUUGCCUUCAGCAUUGAUACUCAUUCCUGCCUGGUACCUGAGGUCUAAUUUUCCCAUCAACUGUCAAUGGAGGUGUGGAUGCUCAGAAGGGCCGGCUUAAAGCUGAUUCGGCCAAUUCCCCAGAAUCAGGGCCUGCACCUUAGGUGCCUUUUAAAAUUUUUUUUAACGCACCCUGGCAGCGGUCCGCUCCGCCGGGGUCUUCAGCAGCCCCAUUCCUCUGGCCAGAGCACCGGUCAGAGCAUGGCAAGCCCUGUGGCCCCACUCUCCUGACCGGAGCUCCGGCCAGAGCACGGCUGCCCCACAAACCCAGCCGGAGUGUGGCAAGCCCCACAGCCCUGCUCUUCUGCCUGGAGCCCUGGCUUGCAAUCCAAAGUGCCACUGAAGACUGGAAGCACCACCCAGUGAGUACAAGCCCCAGGAAUUGGGCCCCGCACUUGCUAAAGCCAGCCCUGGUGCUCAACACUCCUGAAAAGCAAGAUCUUGGACUUUAGGUGUUGGUUAUUUUUAAUAUUCCUUAGUGGAGCUAAUUCACACAACCUCCCCCAGAUACUCAGCAACACUCCUGCCAUUUUGUUAGAAUGUAAUUACAGGGGCUGUCUCGAUACAGACCACACAACAGUGUUCAGUUUUGGGGAUUCUGGAGCUAAACCUGAAGAAUUGGCCUCUAGCUUCAGAUACUAGACAACUUUACGCUGGACUUACAAGGUAUAAAUUUUUAAUAAGAAUAAUUAGCCACUGGCGAAUCCACCCCACCCCUGUGUAAAUGGUUCCAUCACUGAUGAUUUUUAAAUCAAGGUUGGAUAGUUUUCUGAAAGAUCUGCUCUAGGAAUUAUCUUACGGGAAGUUUGAGGGCCUGUGUUGUACAAGCGGUCAGACUAGAUCAGGGGUUCUCAAACUGAGGGUUGUGACCUAACUGUCAGCCUCAACCCCCAAACUCUCCCUCACCUCCAGCAUUUAGAAUAGUGUGACAUAUAUAUAAAAGUUUUUAAUUUAUAAGGGGUGGGGGGAUGGGACAUUGCACUCAGAGGCUUGCUGUGUGAAAGGGGGCACCAGUACACCAGUUUUAGAACCGCUGGACUAGAUGAUCACAAUGAGCCCUUCGGGCCUUGGACUCUGACAGGCUGCUGCUGGCAACACACCAACAACAAAGAGCUCCCCGCAGCAUGGAGAAAGUAGAAAUGAAAAACUAAUUGAGUUGAGCAGAAAUCUUUCCCAACAACAGGGAAGUGCUAAAAACUGUUAGCAAAUGUAAGACGUCCCUGCCAGUCCUACCUGAAUGAAUAGAAACAUUGAGAGUGGUGGUAGGAGAUGGAGGGAGAUUGGAAUGACAAGCCACAAUCGUGAGCUAGACAAGUGAGAAGCAAAAUGAUUUUCAGUAGGAGCCACUGAUUUUGGGAGCCCAACCUGAGAUGCCUUAAAGAAGCCUGAUUCUCAGAGGGCAGGUGUGCAGUACUUCAUGAUCAGAGAGGUAGCCGUGUUAGUCUGGAUCUGUAAAAGCAGCAAAGAGUCCUGUGGCACCUUAUAGACUAACAGACGUUUUGGAGCAUGAGCUUUCGUGGGUGAAUGCAUCUGAAGAAGUGGGUAUUCACCCAGGAAAGCUCAUGCUCCAAAACGUCCCUUAGUCUGUAAGGUGGCACAGGAUUCUUUGCUGCUUUUACAGUACUUUAUGAAAAUCAGGUCCUUUUUACCGCAUCUCAGGCACUGAAGCACCCAAACGUAUUUGACUAAGCUUUUGCAUAGUGUCUAUGUUCCUUAAUUUUCCUUUAGUUAAAUACAUUUUCAUUCAUAGAUAGAUUUAAAAUAAAACAAAACGUGUGUAUGUGCGCGCUGGAUUCUCCAUUUACUAACUUGCCCACCGAGCUGGGUGGGAUGAAGGAAUGAAGGGAGCUGUGACACAGGUUCUAGUAAAAACAAACAAUCCAUCCUAGAUCUCAAAGUAAAAAUAGUUAAAUGGUUUUCUUUCUAUUUUAAAUCCACAACCACCUCCUUUUGGUAGCAGCACCCUCUUCUUUCCCACCCCCAUUUAUUCCUUUUUUCCUCAAAACACACUUUCAAACAUUGUAAAGAAAAAUAGUAGUAUUCGUUAUUUUCAGUGGGCUUUUCUCACUGGCUACUAUGUCAACGAUGCGGCUCUCCUCCCACGGAGGUGGAGUGAUAUUUCCAUGUCUUCCUAGAGAAAUCGGCUAACUGGAAUGAUUCGUGCAUCUGGGCCACUGGUUACUGAAGCCGAGAGGUGCACAGUUAGACAUGCAGUAUAUUUUAGCUGUAAAAACAUCUGCCAACACAAAAUAUUUAAAAAACCCUGUUAAAGGCUAGUUUUCUCUUAGGCUGUGUCUACAUUGGCACUUUCAUUGUUAAAACUUUUGUUGCUCAGGGGUGUGAAAAAUGAAAGACAAAAGUUUUAAUGACAAAAAGCGCCCGUGUAGACACCACUUUGUCGGCAGGAGAAUCUCCUGCUGACGAAUCUACCGCUCCCUCAUUAGGAGAGCUCUCUCCUGGCCACAAAGAGCAGCUACAACAGCACAGCAUU
Gopherus flavomarginatus (Mexican gopher tortoise) is the source of this 6150-nucleotide messenger RNA. It is a transcript of the gene NOD1, whose product is annotated as nucleotide binding oligomerization domain containing 1. Gene Ontology annotation, molecular function: protein binding. The record is from RefSeq and is a predicted model, not a curated record. Lineage: Eukaryota; Metazoa; Chordata; Testudines; Testudinidae. Bases 282 to 3140 code for a protein of 952 amino acids. The transcript is spliced from 12 exons. Gene Ontology annotation, biological process: regulation of apoptotic process.